CCCGCCCGCCCGCUCCCUCCCGCGGGGCCUCGGCGGCGGAGGCAGCGGCGGCGGCGGCGGCGGCGGCGGCGGCGGCGCGGGCAGGUCCGCCUGCUGCCCGGUCCCAUUUGUUGCCUUGUCUGGCUCGGGGCGGCCGCUGCGUGCGGAGCUCCGGGGAGCCAGGCGGGGCGCAGCCGCACAGCCACGACGGAGCAGCCGCGGGACUGGCCGCCCCGCGCCCCCUUGGCCGCGGUGCCCUUCCCCGGGGCGCUCACCCCCUUCUCGGGAUGGGAUUGUAGCGGCGGCGCGGACUCGGCGGGGAUCGCGGAGGAGACGGUGGCGGCGGACGAGCGGGGCUCCAUGUUUUCCCCCGGCCCGGAGGAGCCCUGCGCCCCCAAUAAGGAGGCGGUGAAAUACGGGGAGCUGGUGGUCCUGGGGUACAAUGGUGCUUUACCUAACGGAGACCGAGGGCGCAGGAAGAGCAGGUUCGCCCUGUACAAGCGGCCCAAGGCAAACGGCGUCAAGCCCAGCACGGUGCACGUGAUCUCCACACCGCAGGCGUCCAAGGUGACAGAGCCCCGACCACCACAUAGAGGAGACUGCGACAGAGAAGCAGAAGAUGUUAGAAAAACAUGCGACAGAGAAGCAGAGGAUGUUAGAACAACAAACACAUUUGAAAUGCAACAAAAUAUUCUACUUGAAAAGCUAUUGAGUUACUCAGAACAUCACACGAAGAUACAGGCUAUCAGCUGCAAAAGCCAGCACAGUAUAUCCUACACCUUGUCAAGGAGUCAGACUGUGGUGGUCGAGUAUACACAUGACAAAGAUACGGACAUGUUUCAGGUGGGCAGAUCCACGGAGAGCCCCAUCGACUUCGUCGUCACCGACACCAUCUCGGGCAGUCAGGGCGCCGAGGAGGCCCAGAUCACCCAGAGCACCAUCUCCAGGUUCGCCUGCAGGAUCGUGUGCGACAGGAACGAACCCUACACGGCACGGAUAUUCGCGGCCGGGUUCGACUCCUCCAGAAACAUAUUCCUUGGGGAAAAGGCAGCGAAGUGGAAGAACCCCGACGGCCACAUGGACGGGCUCACCACCAACGGCGUGCUGGUGAUGCAUCCGCGGGGCGGCUUCACCGAGGAGUCGCAGCCGGGGGCCUGGCGCGAGAUCUCCGUCUGUGGGGACGUGUACACCUUGCGGGAAACCAGGUCGGCCCAGCAGCGGGGCAAGCUGGUGCAGAACGAGAGCAACGCGCUGCAGGACGGCUCGCUCAUCGACCUGUGCGGGGCCACGCUGCUCUGGAGGACGGCCGACGGCCUCUUGCACACGCCCACGCAGAAGCACAUCGAGGCGCUGCGCCAGGAGAUCAACGCCGCGCGGCCGCAGUGCCCCGUGGGGCUCAACACGCUCGCCUUCCCCAGCAUCAGCCGCAAGGAGGUGGUGGAGGAGAAGCAGCCCUGGGCCUACCUGAGCUGCGGCCACGUGCACGGCUACCACGACUGGGGCCACCGCAGCGACGCGGAGGCCAACGAGCGCGAGUGCCCCAUGUGCAGGACUGUGGGCCCCUACGUGCCCCUGUGGCUGGGCUGCGAGGCCGGCUUCUACGUGGACGCGGGGCCGCCCACGCACGCCUUCACGCCCUGCGGACACGUGUGCUCCGAGAAGUCGGCCAAGUACUGGUCCCAGAUCCCGCUGCCCCACGGCACGCACGCCUUUCACGCCGCCUGUCCGUUCUGCGCCACGCAGCUGGUCGGGGAGCAGAAUUGCAUCAAACUCAUUUUCCAGGGCCCGAUCGACUAGCGCCCGCGCCCGCGCCCGCCACCCUCGACUUCUGUUAACAAGUUACUGUGAAGAUUCCGCCCUGGCUCUCAAGUCGACCUUUUCCUAAGGCUGUGGAUGAGCGGAGGGCGCGGCGCCCGCGCGGCGCAGGGCGGGGGCGGUGAUGGGGCCCCCGCGGGCUCUGCCUGGAUCCUAGCGUAACAGCUUCCUUAAGAAUUGCAUUGCAGAUGCCACGCUUUUGUUUGUAACCUGGGGCUUUUUUUAAACCAAGUGUUUUGUUAUUGUUGUUGUUUCUUCCUUUUUAAACCUGGACAAGUCCUGUUUUACACCUGUAGAAGACAUGGAUUGGCCGGUUAUUGACGGUCAGUGGGCACCCGAGGGGGCCGCCCCUGGGCAGCCUCUAUGGUGGUGGGAACGCCACCGGAGGCCAAAGGGGGCUCCCUCUGUGUGACAGGGAGCAGGGGGCCUUAGGCACAAGUGGGGGGUCCCAGAAUCUGGGGCUUCUCUUCUGACCUGUUUUUCUUAAUUUUGGGGGAGACAAUAGUCACCUAAUUUUGUUUUAACUUUAGUGGAAUUUACUCAUUCAUCAAAUAACUUGGCAUUUCAAAGAAUUUCCCACAAGUUUUCCGUCAGCUUUUUGUUACUCGUGCAUAAUGUUCUUGGGCCGUGAUACCCAUCUCGCUUAGCCAGAACGGUUUGGUUGACUAAACCGCAGCAGUUCUCGGAGCUUCCAUAACAAAGGGUGGUUCCUGCAGCAGGAGGCGUGGCCUCAGCACUGUGAUGCCAACCUCCUUUGCUUGCUGAACUGUGUAAGAUACAAGAGUGGUUAAAAAUAAGCUGCUGCUUUUUGAAGCCACUUGUUGGAUCAUAAGAAAGCCAAGAAUCCCUGAGCCUCAAAGCAACAAAUCAGAGCGAAAAUCAUUUCUAUUCACUCAGUUCCCACCAUCUGUCACCUUCCCCUGCAGCCUAAGGCGCUCUGGAAGUUUUGAAAAUGUUUGCAAAUCAGACUAAAUUUAUAUGUGAUCAUUAGAUACACACACACCAAGUGGUACAUCUGCAGAGGUAAUUUGAAAUUCUUGAUUUUGGGAGAGUGAGCGAGUGUUUACAGAAGAAUAAUUAAACCAGAAUUUCACAUGCACCGGCAUCCCUCUCCGUUAGCUUCGUUCGUUUUGAUUAAUAAUUCUUGGAUGCUCAUUUCUCUGUUCUCGGUACCACCAGCAUCACCACACCCAGACAGUAGAGAUCCUUGAACUGCUAGGGGCUGGCUGAGAUAAAAUAGGUCCCUGCCGCCUGGGGCUAGUCUCUAUGUAAGCUAACAUCCUCUUACACUGACCACUGCAGAUUUGAGCUACCUUUUUUAAUGUUUGUAUAUAGACAUAUGUAAUUUAUAUGAUUCUAAUAUACUGUUAUAUCCUUACUUGAAUUGGUUCUUCCAUAUUUUGCCUACCGGCAAAUAUUUUUUGCCUCUGUUGAGUCAUUCUGAUCUAUUGACUGCCCUUUUCCUUAAAAGUGAUGAUAUAUUCCUUGUGACCGCUGCUGCUUAAUUGGACUUCAUAUUUUCAAAGUUCAGCCUCUCCGUUUUAAAAAUAGCUUUAUUUACAAUGGCGAGCAUUGUUUAGGAUGAGGCAUUUUUGGCUUUGGGUUUUGUUUUUGUCAUUCUUUUUUUAAACGAUGCAAAAAUCCAACAACAGUCCUCUUCCUGGUGGCUUCCUCUGCUCUGUGCAGCCUCCACUUCCUGUACCCAGAAAACGAGAGGCGGAAACAUGGAAUAACCUGGAAUAAUACAGCGGAUGCCUUCUGACGUAGCCAGAGUCGCCGGUGAUUCGCUUUCCCCAAGACUGUCUGUUUAGCCUGUGAAUCUUUGGGCUCCAAAGGAUAAUAAAGGAGGCAGCUUGUUCCCUUUGCUUGUGGCUAGGAGCUGAUUGGAGGAUUCUUGACACCCUAAAAAUCAUCUUGUAAGAUAAAUGGCUUCGCAUCCAGAAAAGCCAGAUUUUUACCUACCAAAAAAAAAUAUAUUUUUUCCAAAAAGUAAUGCUCCGAUGUCAUGAUUUUCCAUUGCAGGAGCCAUGUCUAGCAGUUGUGCCUGAGACAUGCACCCCGACAUAAAGUGGUCUUUCCACUUGAAAAGUUUCUGACUUUCAUAAGCGCAGAGAGUUUAUGUGUAAGUUGAAAUCUGGGUAAUGACUCAAGCGGUGACAGCAAAGCCAUCCCCUGUGGGAUCCACAUCUCUCCCGUGGGGUCCCAGGUGAGGCCUCCUCUCCCUCUGCCCAGGGAACCGCGGAGAGGUGCUUGGUCUGACCCAAGGAAACCAUGCUGAGCGUGGCCCCCUUCAACGUGGUUCCCUUAAAAUGUGGACGAAGGAUACUUUUUUUCAGCGUUGAAAGCACUUCCAUGCGUGGGAAUGAAGAACUCUAGCUCAGCAGAGUGGAAUAAUACAGUUCAGAAAAGGCCACUUCUGUGUCUCCGUCUUGCUUGCUGUCACAUUACAAGGCAGGUCUCAGGCCCCUUGUGGACACGGAAGGAAAUUGCUCACCAGUUACCCUGGCUAAGAUGCCUUUGUGAGUAAGUUUCCAGGAGCGAAUCCCAAGUGACGUAUUCCCAUAGAUGAUGUUCUUUUUUUUUUCAGUUGUUUAUGUCAAUUUACUACAAAAACAAAGCAAACAAAAGAAACCACAAUGAUUCAGAGUUAACUGGUUAUAACUCUGAGUAUUUUUCUAGUCCGAAAUUUUUUUAUUAUUACUAAUCGGUGCUGUCGGGUCAUGCAUGCUGUAACUCUCAACAUUUCUCUUAUUUGGCUAAACUGUUUGCAAAAAGGGCUACAGUUCACACUGCAGAAUAAGUACUUAGCUUUCUGGGUACCCCCCCCCAACUGUGGCCCAAAAGAAUUGAAAUCUUUUAAUAUAAAUAGAAAGCAUAUUUAUCAUUCCUCGAUAGUUAAUUAUAGAGUUUGGUACCUCUGUGCCUCAGGGAAGCCACAUGGUAUGACUGGUUAUAGAAUUUCAGGGUUAGGGUUUAAAGAAAGGAGAAAGCCAUUGGAAAAACGGUGGGCUCCAUUCAGGAGACUAAUGAAUCCGGAUGCAGAAAUAUGCCAGGGACUGGCGUAAACAUGAUUGUAGUAGAAUUUAUUUUCCAGUACCAGUAGGGCAAUCAUUCUUAGAAGUUAUUACUUGUACCAUAGUUGGGAAGGUGAGGGCAACUCUUGCCUUUUACUUUCUCACACAUAGAAAAACUCAAACCUCUGUUCUUGGAGAGCUUGGUGGUGGUGUUUGGGCACUUUUGAGAGUGUAAGGAGCACAUUUUUUUUUUUUUUUUUUUUUACUUACGUGUAAUCGAGGUUUGGAGUUAUAAGCCGCAGUUCUGUGUGGUUCUGCUCACUUUGUCUUCUCUUUUGAAGCCAUUCUCUCUCCGAGAGUGUGUGGCCACACCAUUGCCAGUGCUGGGUAAAACAGGAGGGCUCCGUGCGGUCUCGCCCCACAGCCGUGGAAUCUCUGAGGGACAAACCCCGGGACCUCUAAGCCACAUCCUGUCCUGUUCCGGUGGCUGUGCUGCCUCUGCCAGCUCAGAGCCUGCAGCUCUUCCGGUGCUGGAGAUACAGCACAGCUCUGCGGCCAUGUCUGUGCCCCAGAGUCCCAGGGAACAGCAUCGGGAACUUUUGCAAAGAAUGUAAACAGGAUUGAAGCAGUGACACACGAGGCGGCUCAGUGUUUUCCUUUUAGUGAGACGUACAUCCUCACAGAUACGUUUUACCCUCAUGAAGAAUCCGUAAGGAAAGAUGGGCAAGAACUAUUUUUCCAGGUCUACUUCGUUGUUUCUAAACAAAACUGAACGAAAGGGAAGUGACUUCUUCCCAGCUGAGAUGACAGAUUGCUUCUCUGUGUUAAACAGUCCGGACAUCAAGGGGGUGGUCAUAUUUACCACGUAUAGUGUUAUGAGCAGUUAAAUUUUAUGGAUAUAUUUGUAAGAUCAUUCUUUUAUAUUUCAUGUCAAAUUGAAAAGUUUUUAUUUCUUCACUAUUGUACCUGUGGAAAUACAAGCCAUUUUACAGGAAAAAUCUUCAGAAACUAUUAAAUGGAUCUCCGUA
Oryctolagus cuniculus (rabbit) is the source of this 5836-nucleotide messenger RNA. RefSeq names its product pellino E3 ubiquitin protein ligase family member 2 (gene PELI2). Gene Ontology annotation, biological process: protein polyubiquitination; regulation of Toll signaling pathway. Gene Ontology annotation, molecular function: protein binding; ubiquitin protein ligase activity. Lineage: Eukaryota; Metazoa; Chordata; Mammalia; Lagomorpha; Leporidae. The record is from RefSeq and is a predicted model, not a curated record.